UUUUUCGAGUUUUUCGCCGCGUUGUUUACUUGCGAAAUGGAAGGCGUCCGUUAAAAUGGGGUAAAUCUUCGGUUUUGUAUCUCUGCAUACAAAAGUGCGCUCAGAAAAUGCCUCCGAUAAAGAAGAAGAAAAGGACGAAAGUUGAUAGAAACUUCGGAGAACAAGGUACGGUGAGGCAAUUUAUUUUAUAGAAACAAUGAAAUGAAAGUUUCAGGACUUAACUCAAGCUUGCUGAAGUACACAAACUAUAAAACAGUUUUACAACUUAACAGCAUUACAGUGAAGCCAUGGACUAGAAAGGGUGAAAAAUUUGCACAAUUCCAUGCUUUUAUCAUACGUACAUUAAUCUGUGUAUUCAAAUAAAGCCUGUGUGCAUGUAUGGCUUUGUCCUUUUACUCCGUGCAGGUUCAUGGAUUUAUUGUGCAGCAAUUUCAUACUAUUUCACACAAAUAUUUUUAAACUACACAAAAUACACAUGUAUGCAUAUAAAUGUUGCGGUUAAUUUUUCUUUUCAGGUACUUUUUGUUUUUCCUUUGUUUCAAAUUCAUUAGCAUACAUUACCAUAUCCAAAAGCAAUGGAAAAAUAAAAAUUAACUGAGAUAAAAAACAUAAAUAAAUGUAUGGAGCUGUACAGAAAUCUUACAAGUGUCCAGUUUCAAAAUACUAUCCAUCAUAAGUAACACCUGAUUUAAACAAUUGGAGAGUGACAUUUAUCAUGUAUCAAUCUAUUGUAUUUGAUUUGUUCUCAUAUGCCCUAACCAUGAAGAUGUUGUAGUUAAUUUUUUAUCUCAGGUAAUUUUUCUUUUUCUUUUGUUUUUGGGUAUGUUAAUGUAUGCUAAUGGCGUUGAAACAAAAGAAAAAUGAAAUCUACCUGAGAUAAAAAAUUAACUACAACAUAGGCAUUAUAUUGUCAGUCUUAUACUCAAAGACAGAUAAUGCGUUAAGUCAAGUUAUCUAUUGAAGCCAUGUUAGAGUAAAGAUCUGACAAGCUACAUGGCUUUGAAGCGGCAACAUGAGACAAGAUGAAAUGGUGAUAAUAAUAAUACAUAAUUAACAUAAUAAUAAUAAUAAUUUAAAAAUUAAUAGCACCCAAAUAUCUAUAUGAGUAUAAUCAAAAUUAUGACAUAAAGAUGGGUUGAAUACUGACAGGGACAUGGCCUAAUCCUCAAAACCUGAAAGGAUUGUAUUUGAAAUAAAUACUAGCUACAAAUUUACUACCCCCUGCUAAGAGGACCUUUUUAUAAGGUAGUGUUAAUAAAACUAAAGAGCAUAGUCAAACUUAAUAACCAGAAGAUGCACGAAAACAUCAAACUCAUGCACCAAACUCCUACUUUAAAUUAUCACUGAUCAGUAGUACAAAAAUAGUCAAGAUCACAUACCGGUAUUUUUUUAUUUAUGAUCUGACAUAGCCAGCACUGCAGAUGAAACUAAACUCUGGUUAAGUUGGUCUGUGAAACAGUGCCACAUCCUUGUUCUAGGCCCUCACCUGUGUACCAGGAUUUGAGUGCACGCCAUGAUUGGCCUGUUUAAAAAGCCUUUGUUGAUUUGCCAAUAAGGUUAAAGGAAAUGCAAGAUAAUUCAUUGAGUCCCAUUGGAGGCCAAGAACAAGGCUAUUGGCACUGCUUCACAGACAUUACUCACCUAGGUUAAAUUUCAUCUGCGGUGUUGGCUAGAUGUGACAUUGUUUUACAUUCUACCUACAGAAGAAACCGAGUCUUCUGAGUCAGGAAAGCUAAGUGAAACCAAUGAAGUUGUCAAGCACUUGUCAAGAACAAGAUUAGUAAGUUCACUCCACAGUAGACUUCUGGUCAUGUUAAAACACUCCGUGGAUGAAAUCUUUUUUGUCUGAAAGGCUCAUUAGCCACUAUCCCAGUGAUUAAGAGCGGUAAAUGUAAGCUUGCCUGUCUAAUAUCUUAUUAUGCAGUUUUGUCAGUACUGUACUUCUGACCUUGACCAUACCCAAAGCAUGAAACUAUUUCAACUAUUUUUAAGUUUCUUUGACUUCCCUUGCCUGUUUGUGUUAACAGUCACGGUAAGUUAUUCAGUCAUAGUAUGUCAGCAUGAUUAUGUUUGCCUCAUAACAGUGUCCUUCAUACUUUUAAACUGUGCCAUAUACAUUGUAGAUCUUGAGGCGGAUAUAGAUUAGUAGGAAGCAUAAAAAGCUGGAAAAUCAGUAAAAAGGUCAAGACAGAAAAUAGGACCCCUUGAUACCAGUCCAGUUUCAAACAGUGCUGUAAUGCUGUCCUUUAAUUAGGUGGAAAAAAUCCUUUCAUUAUUCUGAAGGUUGAGGGCUGUCUGAAAUUCAGCUGUAGUAGUAUAUGGUUAUCAAAUAGUACCUGUGACCAGCAAUGUUGCCUCCUACUUUCAUUAUCAGAACACUUUGUUUACCCUUAAAAACCCAGUUGUGGAACACUUCAUGUUGAAAACCCUUGCAGGACAAUUACAUGACUCAGUACAACUAGUGACUGAAGAAGUGGUUUUUGUCAUAUUGAUGGUAGUUUGUACAGUAUAUAUAUUCUUUGUUAUUAUUAAUAUCGUAGGAUAAGGAAAAUACCCCAAGAAGAGCAAAGAGUUGGUUUGCUCAGAGAAAAGAAGGAGAUCCUUAUGAUGCAGACUCUGAACCUGAACAUGGAGCUAUCCCUUUAACAGCAAUGACUAUUGAUCAGAACAUUCCUCUGGAUAAACAACUCUUCCAUUCCAGGCUGUCACCAGUACAUACAGAUCAUUCUACACCAAGCAUAGCUGCACCAAACUGUGGUUACCAAACCUCAGAUUGUUAUGGAUUUGAUAGCAUGCCUUCACCACUACCUUUUUCUCCAGUGGGACAACCUGUUUUGCCACCUAGUUUUGUCCCCAGCUCUCCUGGAUCUGUUUCUGUUACAUCAUCGAUUACGUCAAUAUCUCCUGGAAAAAGGAAAGCUGAUCCUCGUAUUUUUGAUGUGCCAAUCGAGAGACCAAGCAAAAAAAUGAAGAAAAAGAAAACCAAAUUGUUGGUGAGUAUUUUGUUGAUAAUAAGCAAUUAUUGGAGACCCAACAAGGCAAAUGCCAGUCAGGUGACAGACUGGCAAUGACAUGACUUUGUGAUAUUGAUGAGAAAACCCUCUGGACUCAAGUUAACAAAUCACUGACAAUUUUCCAUGUUCUGUACUCUUAUCGACACCAUUGCAUAAUUUCCAUGGUCUUAACUCCUAUCAAACAUAGCUGUCAGCCAAUAAGGGCAUGAGAAAUUGCUCAGUUGUAAAAUCUGUGUUUGAUGUGGCAAGUGGCUCAUCAGGCCAGAGCUUAUGUUGUUUUUGGUUUUCCAAAGCAGAAAGCAACUAGGGAUAUGACUUCUUUCCCCUGGAUGGAAUGCUAGUCCAUCACAGCAUUACCCCCCAGAAUCUGAUUCACCAGUAUACACCUGGGUGGAAGAAGGAAUUGUGAGAGUGAAGUGUCUUGCCUAAGAGCACAACAUACAUGUAGUACCUUGGCUACAGCUUGAACCUGGACUUCUCUAGCCAUUAUGCCACUGUUUCUCCACUUGUUAUGUUAUCAAAAAGUUUUCACCAAUACCAGCAGUUUUGCUCCCAUCUGGUUUCCCAGAGUUUACAGUCUCAUUUCUAACAUGCAAAAUAGCUGGUGGUGAAAAAUCUACAAACCUUUAGGAAACCAAGUAUUAAGCAGCCAAAUUUUCUUCCUAAAUAUUGUUGGGGUCAUCAAGCAAAUUUCUGGAAAUCAUUUUCCUUAGUUACUGAAUUGCUGUCCCCUCUAGGCAAACAUCUCCAGGUAAUGAGAGUUUGUUUGGUCAAGUUCAGCCCCCCUUUUUUUGUUUCUGGAAUGAUUUACAGCUUUGCGUCAAACUCAAGAUAUCUUAUUUCGUUCCUUUUCAGGAUACAGAAGAUGAAGACUGGGUAUAUGAGUUGAAAGCACAGUUUCAAGAAGUAGAAAUGGUUGAUCUUGUUAUUGACUAGAGAACAGAGUAUAAUGAAAGUUUGUAACUUACUAUGUACCUUUAGUAGUAAGUAACCCUGUGUGGUGUAAAUAAAUAUUAUAAGUUAGGUAUAAUAUAAAGGAGCUGUGAUAAAACACAGUGAUCAAAGAACAACAAACCUUACUGCCAGCUGAACAGCAAGAAUUUCUACGAUCAAACAAGCUUUGUUUGAAAAAAAAAAAAAGAAAAAGCACUUUCACACCGACAGACUUUCACCAAUUUUAAAUUAAACAAGCAUUUUUAGCAGGACUUUCCAUUUCUACUAGUAAUAAUCUUGAAUGUGUACUAUGCAUCUGUCUAAUUUAUUCCAGAAAAGAAAAUUACCAAGAUGAUGCUUUGGAUAAUGAUGUGUAUUCAAGUUUUGUUUGUUUAAUGUUUGUUCUGUUUUAGUGAAUGUAAGAAUGCAGCUUUAAUAGUUUAAAUCCAUGCAUAUGCAGCAUGCAUCCAGCAUAAACGUCUUGUGGAAACUGUAAUAACUUGAGGAAAUAUUAUUGCUAACUUGAGGAAAUAUUGUUCAUUCGCAGAAUGUAAUUUUGACAGUUUUUAAAGGCUUAGCACACACUAGACUUUUUCUAUGCUACACUGUACCAUUCUUUAGGGUCAGUUUCUAACACUCUCUAAAGUUUGGUCUUUCUAAUUCAUUACUAGGCCUGGGGAGGAGAGCAGGGCUCAUUUUUCAGAACAGGGGCUUGUACUCCACCUUACAUGUCCAGAGACAAUUGAUUUUGAUUCAUUUUGUCCUUGAAACAUGCCACAGAGGAAUAAUAUAGCUACAACUGCAAUAUGUUGCCUGUUGUGUGCCAAGCUUAUUAAGGUCAACACUUGCUGUAUACUGUUGUAGGUACAGGUAGUACAGGUACAGUUAAUGAACUGGUCGCAUUAAUAAUUACACAUCUCUCCGACUAAAAAAUGAAUACAUUAUUUCAUUAUUCAGGGUC
This is a messenger RNA of Porites evermanni, 4908 nucleotides long. The record is from the annotation of a GenBank genome assembly. NCBI's taxonomy places the organism in Eukaryota, Metazoa, Cnidaria, Anthozoa, Scleractinia, Poritidae.